Elgaria multicarinata webbii is the source of this 3170-nucleotide messenger RNA. It is a transcript of the gene ELF1, whose product is annotated as E74 like ETS transcription factor 1. The coding region runs from base 264 to 2153 and encodes 629 amino acids. Gene Ontology annotation, cellular component: nucleus. The record is from RefSeq and is a predicted model, not a curated record. Gene Ontology annotation, biological process: cell differentiation; regulation of transcription by RNA polymerase II. Gene Ontology annotation, molecular function: DNA-binding transcription factor activity, RNA polymerase II-specific; sequence-specific DNA binding. Lineage: Eukaryota; Metazoa; Chordata; Lepidosauria; Squamata; Anguidae. The transcript is spliced from 9 exons.
CUGUUGGAUUUCUUGUUACUAUCUAGCAUUUGGGACCCUGCAAGCAACUUAGAUCAAGUGGUUUCUGGAUGAGAAGCAUAUUCAAGACGAUAUUUCCUAAUUAAUCUCUCUUCGUGAAGAAUAAAAUUCAGAAAGACUGUUCAAGAAUUGUCCACCAGGCAACAGACUGCCCCACACGACUUUUUCCUGUGGUAAAUUCUGUUUCUUUACACCAAAGGAUCAUUUUUAUUCCAUGCAGACCUGAGACCGUGGAAUGCUUUAUUAUGGCUGCAGCGGUACAGCAGAAUGAUCUGAUGUUUGAAUUUGCAAGUAAUGUCAUGGAGGAUGAGCAACAGCUGGGUGAUCCAUCUAUAUUUCCUGCUGUCAUUGUGGAACAUGUACCUAGUGCUGAUCUCCUGAACAAUUAUUCUGGAUUAUCAUGUGUUGCUGAACCCAGUGACAUGAUAACAGAGAAUUCACUGGAUGUUGCAGAAGAGGAAAUUAUAGAAGAUGAUGACAUCACCCUUACAGUUGAAGCAUCCUGCCAUAAUGGAGAUGAAACAAUGCAAACCAUUGAAGCUGCUGAGGCCCUUCUCAAUAUGGAUUCUCCUGGUCCAAUGCUUGAUGAGAAAAGAUCAACACAUGUGUUUGGAGUAGAGGAUGAUGUUGACAUUGGCCCUAUUACGCAUGUGUCAGUCACAGUGGAUGGGAUCCCAGAAGUAGUUGAGGUACACCAAAUCCAAGAUGCAUUUGCUGAAUCACCAAGCACUCUAGCACUUGAGCAACCAAAGAAGAGAAAAGGGAAGAAACCCAAAGCUCCACGAUCAGAGUCACCUACUCUGACUCCAAACAUAUCAGUGAAAAAGAAAAAUAAAGAUGGGAAGGGAAAUACAAUUUAUCUCUGGGAGUUCUUACUAGCACUGCUUCAGGACAAGGCUACUUGUCCUAAAUACAUUAAAUGGACUCAAAGAGAAAAGGGCAUUUUUAAGCUAGUAGAUUCCAAGGCUGUGUCAAGGUUGUGGGGAAAGCACAAAAACAAACCCGAUAUGAAUUACGAAACAAUGGGCAGAGCCCUCAGAUACUAUUACCAAAGAGGAAUUCUGGCCAAAGUAGAGGGGCAACGUUUGGUAUAUCAGUUUAAAGAAAUGCCAAAAGACCUCAUCUACAUAGAUGAUGACGAUGAUCCAAGUUCAAGUACAGACUCCCCUGAUUCACCUUUACUCUCAACACCUAUGGCUAAUAGAAACCAGGUGGGCCGGUCCAAAGCAUCUUCAAACACAGGGCCAAGAGGAGGAUCUGCUGCUGUUUUAAAGAUGCCAGUUAACUCCAAGUCUACCCAACUUCAGCAGCCUAUGGAAACUCUACAACAGCAACCGCCUACUGUGGCAUCAGAAAUUUUGAGGACGAUGCAGUCAGCUCAUCCAGUACAUCCAACUCAACUUUAUCGGACAGUUCAUUUAAUGCAACCAGUGCAAUCCAUCCCAGAAGGACACACAGCAGUAACCAGUAACAUGCUGGAGGAGACAUUGAAUCCUUCUGUUCAAAACGUAAGGACCAUUCAAGCUCCUGGCCAAGUUCCAGUAGUUGUAUCACCUGGGAACCAACAGCUGCAUACUGUAACACUCCAAACAGUGCCUCUAACAACAGUGAUAGCCAGUGCAGAUCCAACAUCUGCAUCAACACCCCAAAAGUUUAUUCUGCAAGCCAUCCCAACUUCACAGCCCAUGACUAUGCUUAAGGAGAACGUUAUGUUGCAGUCUCCAAAGCCAGUCUCACCUUCUUCAUCCAUUGUCUUCAGUCCUGCUCAGGUCCACCAAGUUCUCACCAGCAAUGUGCAGACAAUUUGCAAUGGAACAGUCAACAUGGCUUCUUCUCCAUCUUUCAGCACUGCUACCCCUGUGGUAACAUUUACAACCAGCAAUUCACAAGUGGUUGCUCAACCAUCCAACACAGUGAUCACUUCAGUUAUUAAAGUACCAGAAACUAAACCAACUGUUAUACAAGGUGUGAUAAAAUCGGAAGCAGAGGAGAGCACAGCAGAAGAAUGCAAGGACUUAGAGCAAAGUUUCCAGCAGCAGCCUUUUGUGGUGAUGGUAUCCAGUUCAAAUGGAUUUCCCUCAGCUGUGCAUAUUAAACAAGAAAGUGAACAGUUGGAGACAACACCAUAUGAGUAAAUCAAUAACUCUGUGGACAGUGAUUUUCUUAAUGUGAUGGGACUUCAUCAGCUGUAUAUGUAUAAUUUGAUUCCAAAGCAGGCAUUACAAAGUUAUUUUAAUUUCUGAAAUUAAUCUUUAUGAAUAAUACUAUAAACUUGAUUUCAUUUUUGUGACUUGCUAAAUGAUAUAAAAUAUUAAUGUUUCAAAAUGCAAGCAUGAAGGACCAUGCCGUUUAACUUUUAUAGAUCGCUCUCCAAAAUUCUAAAUUUCUUACACUUCAUGCAUUAUUUGUCUAUAUUGCAUAAUAAUGUAAUCAGUGCUAUAAUCCAUGCUUUAAAACAAUAGUUUUUUUCUACAAUGGUGGGUUAUUUUUUCAUUCCACGUAUAUGAUUCUUCUAGCAAAUUCCAAAGAUCUAUUUUAUGCCAGUGGCCUGGAUGAUUUUUGUUUUUACAUGGACAGUAAACAAGUGAACAGUAUGAAUUUAAUUUGUUUCUAUUGUAUUUUGUCCCAAAAAUUAUCCAUUGUGCAAAAAGGAAGAGAUCCACCUCCUUUAUCAAGAAGCUAUUUACCAUUUAUAUCCUUUACUAGAUAUUUUCUGUUUUCAUAAUGUGGAUAUAUUGGAUAUACCUGUUCACCAAAAUUGAAGCUGUCACUACAGGUGCAAUUAUUUUCAGAUCACUUUAACAUUAAAAAAUGUGCAUUUUAUUUCCCAUUAUUGUGUAACAAGGUGAAAAAGAAGUAUAUGGGACUUUGUAAGUAUUUUGAGAUUUAAAUGUUUCUAUAAAAGUACUUUUUCUAUUGUAAAUAUGUAAUUUAAUUUCUCAAAGAUGUUUUUCAUUAAAAAUUGUUUCUAUAGAGCAAUAUUUUAUAGAUACAAAUAAGAUCAUUAUGUUUAGAGAUCUAAUGUUAUAUGUAUUCAUAUAUUACAGAGUGAAUUUGUAUUUAAAAACAAAAUUUUAAAUUGUGGGACCCUUUUGAACUUUUUGUAUUUUUAAUUGGUUUAUUAUGAAAAUAAAUCAAGGACAACAUCUUUA